AUGGGAAAUGAUAGAAGAAAGAAGAUUCAUUUAAGCAAAAUCUAUUCAUUUAGGCGUAGGAAGGGAGAAUUCAAAGAUGAUCAUUCACAAAUUGGGGGGCCUGGUUUUUCAAGAGUGGUGUAUUGUAACGAACCAAGUGAUUCUGAGGCCAGUUCUAGGAAUUAUGCAAGCAAUUAUGUUAGAACAACUAAGUAUACUGCUGCGAGUUUCUUGCCUAAAUCUCUGUUUGAGCAGUUUAGGAGAGUGGCUAAUUUUUACUUUCUUGUUACUGGCAUAUUGUCCUUCACAGAUCUUGCACCUUAUUCUGCUGUUAGUGCAGUUAUUCCCCUCAUUAUAGUCAUCAGCGCGACAAUGGUGAAAGAAGGUAUUGAAGACUGGCAGCGAAAACAACAGGAUAUUGAGAUGAACAAUAGGAAGGUCAAGGUACAUCGUGGGGGAGGAGUUUUUGACCAUACUGAAUGGAGAAAUAUAAGUGUCGGUGAUAUAGUUAAGGUAGAGAAGGAUGAAUUCUUUCCGGCAGACCUAAUUUUGCUUUCGUCCAGUUAUGAUGAUGCCAUAUGCUACGUUGAAACUAUGAACCUUGAUGGAGAGACAAAUUUAAAACUAAAACAAGCAUUGGAGGAUACUUCAUAUUUACAUGGUGAUGAAAAUCUCCGUGAUUUUAGGGCCACAGUUAAAUGUGAAGAUCCGAAUGCAAAUUUAUACGCUUUCGUUGGAAGUAUGGAAUUCGAUGAACAACAGCAUCCUCUUUCUCCUCAACAACUGCUCCUUCGAGACUCUAAACUGCGAAACACAGACUACAUAUACGGAGCCGUUGUCUUUACGGGUCAUGACACAAAGGUUAUUCAGAACUCGACUGAUCCUCCUUCCAAGAGAAGCAAAAUUGAGAAGAAAAUGGAUAAGAUCAUCUACUUCUUAUUUGGUGUUUUGUUCACGAUGGCUUUUAUUGGAUCUGUUUACUUUGGGAUUGUAACAAGAGAUGACUUGGAGGGCAGACAUAAGAGAUGGUAUUUGAAACCGGAAAGUGCUAACAUUUUCUUUGAUCCCGAAAGAGCCCCGAUGGCUGCUAUUUAUCAUUUUCUGACAGCUUUGUUGCUGUACAGUUACUUGAUACCAAUAUCUCUGUAUGUGUCAAUAGAAAUUGUCAAAGUUCUUCAGAGCAUCUUCAUUAAUCAAGACAUUCAUAUGUACUAUGAGGAAACUGAUAAACCAGCACAUGCUCGCACCUCGAAUUUGAACGAGGAACUGGGCCAAGUUAAUACAAUACUUUCUGACAAAACGGGCACAUUGACUUGCAAUUCAAUGGAGUUCAUCAAAUGCUCGGUGGCCGGAACUGCAUAUGGAUAUGGGGUUACGGAAGUUGAGAAGGCUAUGGCUAAAAGAAAUGGUUCUCCUCUCAUUGUAAAUGGAAAAGAUUAUGUUGACAAUCCUGCUCAUGGUGCUAAUCAUUCAUCCAUCAAAGGUUUCAAUUUUGACGAUGACAGGAUAAUGAACGGGAAUUGGGUGAAUGAGCCCCAUUCAGAUGUAAUUCAGAAAUUUUUUCAUUUGCUAGCAGUUUGUCAUACAGCCAUUCCUGAUGUAGAUGAAGAAACUGGGAAGGUCACGUAUGAAGCCGAGUCACCAGAUGAGGCCGCUUUUGUGAUUGCUGCAAAAGAACUUGGCUUUGAAUUCUUCAAUAGAACACAAUCAAGUGUCUCGGUGAACGAGCUGGAUCCCAUGUCAGGGAAAAGAGUUGAGAGGUCAUACAAACUUCUAAAUGUAUUAGAAUUCAACAGCACAAGAAAGCGAAUGUCCGUGAUAGUAAGGGACGAGGAAGGAAAGCUGCUAUUACUCUGCAAAGGUGCUGACAGUGUCAUGUUUGAGAGGCUUUCCAUAAAUGGAAGGAAGUUCGAAGAGGAAACGAGAGAACAUGUAAAUGAGUAUGCUAAUGCAGGCUUGAGGACCUUAAUACUUGCUUAUCGGGAACUCAGUGAGGAAGAAUAUAAGGCGUUCAACGAAAAAUUUGUAGAGGCAAAAAACUCGGUCAGUGCAGAUCGUGAGGAAAUGAUUGACGAAGUGGCAAAAAAAGUAGAAAAAGAUUUGAUUCUUCUUGGAGCAACAGCUGUUGAGGACAAGCUCCAACAGGGGGUUCCUGAAUGCAUUGAUAAACUUGCACAAGCAGGAAUAAAAAUAUGGGUUCUUACUGGAGAUAAGAUGGAAACUGCUAUUAACAUUGGGUAUGCUUGUAGCUUGCUCAGACAAGGAAUGAAACAGAUUAUUAUAAACUUAGAAACUCCAAAAAUCAUAGAACUGGAGAAAACGGGAGAUAAGGAUGCAGUUACUAAGGCUUCGAGGGAAAGUGUCCUUCAGCAGAUUAUGAACGGAAAGUUUCAGGUUACUGCAUCAAGCUCUGAAGCAUUUGCCCUGAUCGUUGAUGGGAAAUCUCUUGCAUAUGCAUUAGAAGAAGAUACCAAAAUGUUAUUUCUUGAACUUGCAAUUGGCUGUGCUUCUGUAAUAUGCUGCCGUUCAUCACCGAAACAAAAAGCACUGGUAACAAGACUAGUUAAAGAUGGAACAAAGAAAACAACAUUGGCAAUUGGUGAUGGAGCAAAUGAUGUAGGAAUGCUUCAAGAAGCAGAUAUUGGAAUUGGAAUUAGUGGAGUUGAAGGAAUGCAGGCAGUCAUGUCAAGCGAUAUUGCCAUUGCACAGUUCAGAUUUCUGGAGCGUCUGCUUUUGGUGCAUGGACAUUGGUGUUACAGAAGAAUCUCUUCAAUGAUUUGCUACUUCUUCUAUAAGAACGUCACAUUUGGUUUCACAGUCUUCUUAUAUGAGGCAUAUGCAUCGUUCUCUGGACAGCCUGCAUACAACGACUGGUUUUUAUCCCUCUAUAAUGUGUUCUUUACAUCACUACCUGUGAUUGCUCUGGGGGUUUUCGACCAGGAUGUAUCUGCUAGAUAUUGUCUGAAGUUUCCUAUGCUGUACCAAGAAGGUGUGCAGAAUGUUCUCUUCAGCUGGCGUCGUAUAAUUGGCUGGAUGUUAAAUGGUCUUUGUAGUGCCGUCAUUAUCUUCUUCUUAUGUACGAAGGCACUAGAUCCACAGGCCUUCAAGAAGGACGGACAAGUAGCCGGGUACCAAAUUCUCGGGGCAACAAUGUACACCUGUGUCGUUUGGGUUGUGAACUGCCAGAUGGCACUAGCCAUCAGUUAUUUCACCUUAAUCCAGCAUAUUGUUAUUUGGGGUGGAAUCGCUCUAUGGUAUCUUUUCCUCUUGGCAUAUGGAGCCAUGCCUCCCAGCAUUUCCACAACUGCGUAUAAAGUCUUCGUCGAAUCUCUUGCCCCAACACCCUCUUUCUAUAUAAUAACUAUCUUCGUGGUUAUCUCAGCCCUGACCCCCUACUUUGUGUACAACACAAUUCAGAUGCGUUUCUUCCCAAUGUAUCACGGGAUGAUACAAUGGAUAAGACACGAUGGGCGAUUUGAUGAUCUAGAAUACUGCAAAAUAGUGAAACAGAGAUCAAUACGUUCCACUACCGUCGGUUUUACUGCUCGUUCACUGGCAAGAACUAAUCCAUUGGAGAUUGGAAGUCAUAAUUAG
Molecule: messenger RNA, 3573 nt
Organism: Fraxinus pennsylvanica
Lineage: Eukaryota; Viridiplantae; Streptophyta; Magnoliopsida; Lamiales; Oleaceae
Source: the annotation of a GenBank genome assembly